This is a messenger RNA of Archocentrus centrarchus (flier cichlid), 3367 nucleotides long. RefSeq names its product HECT domain containing 2 (gene hectd2). NCBI's taxonomy places the organism in Eukaryota, Metazoa, Chordata, Actinopteri, Cichliformes, Cichlidae. Gene Ontology annotation, molecular function: ubiquitin protein ligase activity. The transcript is spliced from 22 exons. The record is from RefSeq and is a predicted model, not a curated record. Gene Ontology annotation, biological process: protein polyubiquitination. Bases 438 to 2726 code for a protein of 762 amino acids.
CUUCCUCCCCGUCAGACGGCGCAGAGAGGGAGAGAAAGAGAAGAAGAAGCGGGUAGAAACUUGCCCCAAACUUUAGGAAAAAACUUUUUUUUUAAAUUAAAAGUGUUUCGAGCUCUUUAGAGUAUUCAGCUGAGACUUUACGCGCCGGUUUUGGAGACGUUUACGCGUCAGGCUGUGCGCGUAACGGAGAGCCCACCUGUCCGACGAAGGUAGAUUUCACUCCGUUUCUUCUAGGAUGUGACUCUUCCUGAUUCCUGUGAAAUAACGGAGCGGACCGAGCAGGCAGACGGGUGACUCGGGGUCAGAGCUGGCUCUGGUUAAAAACAUGUGCAGCCCUGUGACCAACAGGAGCACAGAGGCUGUAGAGGAGUGAGUCUUUCCAGGGGAAGGGGGGAAAAAAACGCAAGACAACUUUUCCGCUCGUCCACACUGAGAGGAUGGAUGGAGAACAUUCUGCGCUGUCAGGAGUAGAGAGGGAGAGAGAGAGGCUUCCACCAAUUUACAACAGUUCCCCUCCUGCUGGUUUGGGACGAGGAGCCAAGCAGCCUUUUCCAUCUCUGGGCACCUUCAUCUCCACGCUCAGCCAGAGGAGGGACGUAGCUGGGCGUGGAUUGCCUGGCGGCAUCACGGCCACCCUGACCAGCACGCAUGGGCUCAGACAUGGGAGAGAGCUGCCUCCGAUAUGCAGCGAUGUUCGCCAGAAGCAGCGGCUCUCCAUCGACACUCUUCCUCCAGAGGUCAAAGCUCCAUUCCCCUCUGACCCCAUCAUCCCCCUGCGCACCAAGACGACCAAGGAGUUUCAGGAGGACGUGGAGCGUGCUGUCCAAUCAGGUGACUGGAGGGAGGUCCGGGAGUUUUACCUGACCACCUUUGACUCCUUCAUAGAAAUCAACGCUGCCUUCAAGCGAGAGGCGAAUGGCUUGUUUAACACUACAGAGGACUCAGGAGUCAACACCAAGUUUGUCAACGCUGUUUACGACGCGCUGCUCAACACGCCUCAGGACAUUCAGAAGUCAGUGCUGAAAGGGAUCAUCAACAGCCUGCUGAGGGAGUGGAAAGGGCCUCGGACAAAAGAUGAUCUGCGAGCUUAUUUCAUUCUUGUUCAGAACCCACAGUAUUCAAGCACCAGCACCUAUGUGAUCUAUGCUCACCUGCUCAGGCAGAUCGCAGCUUUGUCUGAGGCCGACCACCACUUCCUGGUUCACUGGUUUAAGAAGCUGUCUACAAGACGUUUCAGGCAACUGGCAGAGCGCCUCCUGCAGUUCAUCUCCACCCGCCUGUUUCCUGCAGAACCAGAUGAACUUCCUCCUCUAUCCAAGUGCUCCUGGUGGAUUCCCUCUGCAACCAAAGUGCUCAGCCUCUUCAAUGCAGCCAACAGUGUCUCCUCCCCUCCAAUCAUGCCCUUCACUGAUUUUUACAACAUUACUCUUGAACAUAUAGAUUUUAUGGAAGAUUACAGGACCUGGCAGAACUACGGCAACUCAAAUAGAUUUUCUUUCUGUCAGUUUCCCUUCAUCCUGUCGACGGUGGUAAAGAAAGCCAUCAUCCAGAAAGACUCAGAGCAACAGAUGAUCAGUCAGGCCAGGCAAAGUCUGGUCAGUAAGGUUUCUCGCAGGCAGAGAGUGGACAUGAACCUUCUGUUUCUCAACAUUAAAGUACGACGAGCACAGCUUCUGAGCGACUCACUGGAUGAGCUGACGAGGAAGCGAUGUGAUCUAAAGAAGAAGCUGCGGGUGACUUUUGUUGGGGAGGCAGGGCUGGACAUGGGCGGCCUGACGAAAGAGUGGUUCCUGCUGCUGGUUCGACAAAUCUUUCACACAGACUACGGGAUGUUUACCUACAUGAAGGACUCGCGCUGCCAUUGGUUCAGCAGUUGGAAGUGUGACAACUAUUCUGAGUUCCAAUUGGUUGGGACUCUGAUGGGCUUAGCUGUGUACAACAGCAUCGCGCUGGACAUCCACUUCCCUCUCUACUGUUACCGGAAGCUCCUCACGCCACCUACUGUACCAUGUGACCAAAAUGCCCUCGUUGGCAUGGCAAGUGCCACCCUGGACGACCUGCAGCAGAUCAUGCCGGAGCUGGCUCACGGUUUGGGAGAGCUGCUGAGCUACGAGGGGAACGUGGAGGAGGACUUCUACCUCACCUUCCAGGUGUUCCAGGAGGAGAUGGGCGUGGUCAAAUCCUACAACCUGAAGCCUGGAGGAGACAAAAUCCCCGUCACCAAGCAGAACAGGAAGGAGUAUGUCCAGCUCUAUGUCGACUUCCUGCUGAAUAAAUCCAUUUAUAAACAGUUUGCUGCCUUCUACCAUGGCUUCCACAGUGUGUGCGCAUCCGAUGCUCUCAUGCUGCUGCGGCCUGAGGAGGUGGAGAUGUUGGUGUGCGGGAGUCCAGAGCUCGACAUGAGCGCCCUGCAGAAAGCUGCUCAGUAUGAAGGAUACAGCAAGGCCGACACCACCAUACGGUGUUUCUGGGACGUGGUGUUGGCCUUCCCUCUGGAGCUGCAGAAGAAGCUCCUCCACUUUGCCACAGGAAGCGACCGCGUUCCCGUCGGAGGAAUGGCCGACCUCAACUUCAAAAUCUCCAAGAUUGAUGUUCCGACUGACUGGCUGCCGAUCUCUCACACCUGUUUCAAUCAGAUCUGUUUGCCUCCGUAUCGAACCAGGAAGGAGCUCAAACAGAAACUCACCAUUGCAAUCUCCAAUGCUGAGGGCUUUGGCCUUGAGUGACUCAUCUGCACAAACACGCACACACACACACACACAUGAACUCUUAGCAAUGCUUUCUGCCACAGUUCUCAUAACGCGCCUCAGACUGGAGUCGAGUGAGUCAACAUGUCAAGCAACAUUUGUCAUGAAGAUGGAUUCAUUGAUGGUUUAAGUCUACAGCAAAUAUGAUGGGAGCUAAGCCUGCAAACCAGCAGCAGAGAAACUCCAGAAAUCCUUUGGUUUUAGACGGGCUCUGAUCAUUCUGUGAUUAAACAACCCCGAUCAAAAAGACUCUGAAGCACUUUAGAUUUUUACAUUCUUAUCCAACACAGGAUACAAUGAGGGAGGCGUUUAUUCAAUCCCAAAUUCAUCCUGCAACAAUCCCAAACAUCCAGCCUAAGGAACAAACUUCAGCCAGAGAUCCGGGUGAUGAGGUCCGAUGUCAACACCACAGAGUCAGUCUGGGGUCAUAUGAAGGGAUGAGAUAAUAAUGUCUGUAUUUAUAGAGAACCUUUUAAACCAGGAUUUAUAAAGUGACAGACAGACAAAAAAAAAAAAGCUGAAUACUAAAUUCAACCAGAAAGCUGAAUAUUAGUGCAAAAAAUCUCCAAACAUAAUAAAAAAAAAAAAGAUGAUAAAAGGCCAAUAAAGUAAGAGGGUAA